AUGCGUUCAGUAUUAGGCGAUGAGACAAACGGCACAAUCAGUGACAAGUGGAUCGGUUACGACCGCCAGAAGUAUAUGUCGUGUAUAUUGUCUGACUUCAGGGCCACCGUCGCUGUCAAACCGGUCAACACCUCAUUCAUUGGCCACACAUUCGCGGACAUCACUCCCGACGCGUCCAAAUCAACGCUCACUGUUUGCCAACACUCAGACAUCAAUCCCAUCUCUCAUGUCUACAAAUUCAAUGCCAACACAACCGGCCAUCAGAUGAGUCUGUCCUUUGGUUUUGACAUACAGUCGGAUCAGUCGGUUGUGGUAUUUGUCAAGUACUUCGAAGUGCUGUGCAAUGAGAGCAAGGAUUGUCUCUAUGAAUAUUGUCGUACAAAAGACUUCAACGAGUUGUCGGCCAAAAACUGUUUGCGCACAACUGAGUCAUACAGAUUGGGUCGUAUUGUCACCGGUUUUAGCCAUCAAUGCUCUCAUAACUGGAGGACGAGUCUCAGAGACCGCGUAUAUGUGAGCGAAAUACCAAUAUUUCAGUCCACUAUCGACAUCGAUAUGCAUUACUAUCACAUCGAUGUGACCAAUACUACCGAUGCCUUCAAUCCCGUCCAGUAUUGUAUCUACGAUUGGGUUUUGGACACCAAUAUAAUAAUGAUUGUCUCGUUUGUCUGUCUAAUGCUAAUCGUAUUAAUUGUGAUAAAAUGUAUGAUUGAUUGCCGCCGAAGCCGUCGGAGGAGACGAACGCUACGCAAACACUCGGAACCGCUUCAAGACAUGAAGACCGGCGAACCGGAAUCGGAAUCCAUCAAUAUUGACAUUAUCUUUGCCUAUCGUUCAACUCGAGACCAGUUUCCCUUUGCGGUGACCGAAACCGGUGGACACGACAUGAUAUUAUCGUUGCACUCAUUCCGGGAAGUGGUGUAUGUCUUGUGGACAGCCAUUCAUCUGUAUAUAUUGGGCGCCGUUUAUGUCCUCAAAGAGCUUAAUCGUAAGUACCAUUUGGUCUCCACUGUCCGCCAUCUGUCUCAAGAUGACAAGGAUCUGCCCAAACGAUUGGAUGGCAAAGUGGCCAUCAUUACGGGCGGCUCUCGAGGUAUUGGUCUCGAAGUGGCCAUUGUUUUGCUGCUGAAGGGCUGUCAUGUGAUAAUUGCCAGUUCAGCCAAUCCGGAGAUUGUGGACCAAUUGGUGGCCAAAAUCUUAGCCAAAGUACGCGAAGAGAAUGUGAACAAUGAGAAGAUCGGAAAACUAGAGAUCUGGCGAUUGGAUCUGAUUUCACUCACUUCUGUCGAAGAGUUUGUGAAGAAAUUUCACGCCUCGGGAGUCAAUGAAUUGCAUUAUCUCGUGAACAACGCGGCCAUAAUGUUUGCGCCCAAGAAGUUCACCGACGAUGGCUUCGAGUCUCACUUUCAGGUCAACUAUUUGGGCCACUGUUUGCUUGUGUGGGCACUGAUGCCAGUGAUGGCCGCUUCGGCCCAGCGGUGCGGCCAGAGGUCGCGUGUCGUGAACGUGAGCUCAUCGACACAUUACGCCCGAGACCUGUGUCUGAAUGACUUGCAAUCGGAAGAGAUCUACAGUCCGUUUCAUUCGUACGCUCAGUCAAAGUUGUGCCAAAUUAUGUUCACAUUCAGUCUUAACCAUUGGUUCGCAACUCAUCAACAGUACGGCCAAUACGUGUCCGUCAAUGCACUCCAUCCGGGCGUCGCCUUAACAGAGCUCUACACUAAUGUCUGGUGGGUUAAGAUCGUCCCCUCUCUGGCCAGAGCUCUCUUCAGAACAUCAAAAGAAGGCGCGGAGACUAUACUAAUGCGGUGGGAAAGGAGGGUUAACCUCCCGUAA
This is a messenger RNA of Medioppia subpectinata, 1836 nucleotides long. The record is from the annotation of a GenBank genome assembly. NCBI's taxonomy places the organism in Eukaryota, Metazoa, Arthropoda, Arachnida, Sarcoptiformes, Oppiidae.